This is a messenger RNA of Drosophila miranda, 898 nucleotides long. RefSeq names its product cuticle protein 16.5-like. The coding region runs from base 496 to 819 and encodes 107 amino acids. The record is from RefSeq and is a predicted model, not a curated record. NCBI's taxonomy places the organism in Eukaryota, Metazoa, Arthropoda, Insecta, Diptera, Drosophilidae. The transcript has a single exon.
CACCUCGGCUUUUAUUUUGUUCGCAUAUUGCAGAUUCUGAAAGAUCUUUUAAAAGAUCUGCUCAGACAGGACUACAACCCAAUUAUACCCUGUGGUCCCAUUUCUGUUAAAUGAAUAUUGAAUAUAAAUCUUAGUCUAUUGAUUGAUAUCCAUUGCAGCAACAUGUAUGUGGAUGCCAGAUGCCAAAUCGACGCUGGAGCUAAUCCAUUGGACAUGGCAUGGGGCUGGGGUGCUGACACCUGACGAUGCUGCUGUCGUUAACGCGACAAAGGAGGCAGCCGAAUCCGCGUCCAAUAAACGUUACUAUGCAGAAAUUCAAUGCGGACGCAAUUAUGUUCUAAUUUAGAUUUCACUUGUUAUGGCGGGGGGGACUGGCCCGUAAGCCGUAAACCCGUUUCGGGCCUCCCCCAAACACAGAACUGGCCUAUAAAACGAUCGAGCUAAUUGCGAAACAACAUCAGUCACUGACAAACUAACAAACCCAAACAUAUCAACAUGAAGUUCCUCAUUUGCCUGGCUCUCUGCUCUAUCGCCUGCGCACAGGCUGGCUUCCUGGCUUCGCCGGUCACCACAUAUGCUGCUGCUCCAUCGUAUGCUGCUGCCACAUAUACUGCUGUUCCAUCUUAUGCUGCUGCGACAUAUGCUGCUGUUCCAUCGUAUGCUGCCACAUAUGCCGCUGCUCGUGUGCGAUAUACGGCUCCAGUGACCACAUAUGCUGCAGCUGCUGUUCCUGCUUACACAUCCUAUGCCGCAGCUGCUCCUGCCUAUACCGCCUACGCAGCUCCGGCCAUUGUUAGCCCCUUCCUGAAGAAGAAGUAAACACGCACGCUUCUUUUUGCAUACCUUUUGAUCCAUUCAAACCCUAUGAAAACUUAAUAAAUAUUCAAUAUGAAGCGUA